Molecule: messenger RNA, 4110 nt
Organism: Penicillium odoratum
Lineage: Eukaryota; Fungi; Ascomycota; Eurotiomycetes; Eurotiales; Aspergillaceae
Exons: 5
Coding region: 1-4110 (1369 amino acids)
Biological process (GO): mRNA export from nucleus
Cellular component (GO): nucleus; cytoplasm; transcription export complex 2
Source: RefSeq, a predicted model, not a curated record
AUGGCCAGCCCGUUCAACCCAUUUGGUGGCCGAGGCCAGAGAGGAGCGGCCAAUCCCGCAGCCACGGCGAGCCGUGGACGAGGGACACCAGCUGCUCGUGGUUCGCCAUUCCCGCCUAGAGGCUCUAGCGCACCCCGAGGAAAAUACAAUAUCAGUCGCGGAAGAGGUCUGCCGCAGUCGCGUGGUUGGGUCCGGGGUCGGGGUCGUGGUGCUGGUACUUCGAACCCAGCCUUGUCGCAUACGGGCUCGGCCGCGCAGCCUCCCCAGCAGGCGACCAAUUCCCCGUUCGGCCAAUUGAAGCAGCAACAGCCGGGUUCGAAUACCUUCGGUGUGCCAAGUCCCCAAGGAACAUCGCCAUUUACCGGUACCCAAAAUGCGCCAGCUUCUCAAAAGACUAGCUACGCACCCAAAUUCGCACCGAAGCAGAUUACGGCGAAUCCUACCGGAGGUGGAUUGGGCCAUGUUCCCGUGGAAAAUCCGUCAAUUUUGGCCCAAUAUCACGAGCGAUAUGACCAGCUCAAAGUUGAUCGUGCGAAUAAGAGGCAGAGGGCAAUCAAGGAUGGCCAGAUGGCUGAUCCAAAUCAGCCCACCUCGCUAAACAAAGCCAUCACACCGGUCGGUACUUGUACUAGCAUGUGUCCUGAAUUCGAACGCGUUGAGCGUAUCGUGCAAAAGAUGGUGGAUAAGAGUGAAAAGUACCUGCAUCCAUCAACCAACGUACUUCAAAAUCUGGAGACGAAGAUGCUUAAGCGGUUUCGACGCUCAGCUGCUGGAUAUGAUGAGCAGCUCCCGUCUGAUAUUCGUACUCCAAAUGCACUGCUCCAGAGCACAAACUAUCUUAUUCGCCACAUUAUUGGAGGGAAUGAGCCAUUGGGCAUCAUCCAUAAGUUUGUAUGGGAUCGCACACGGUCUAUCCGUAAUGAUUUCUCUGUACAACAAGUCUCCCAGGAAAAAGAUGUUCAGAUCGCCGUGACCUGCCUGGAGAGAAUCGCCCGAUUCCACAUUGUGUCACUCCAUCUCCUCUCCAGUCCGGAAAACGAAGAACCCUUCGAUCGUCACCAGGAGCGUGAGCAACUGAAUAACACAAUGUUGUCUCUCAUGUACUACUAUGACGAUCACCGUGGACGCAUUAAUUUCCCGAACGAGGAUGAAUUCCGCGCAUACUAUAUCAUCUUCUCUAUCCACGAUCAGCGGCCAGAUUUAGAAGCUCGUGUUUCGAAGUGGCCAACUUCGCUGUUGACAUCGCCUCGUGUUCAGGUGGCACUAGAGCUGUAUGCUGCCUCUUGUAACACCUGGGAAUAUCAGGGAACUCUGGAUGCAAGGCGACCUAAUGCCAUUGCGCAAGGAUUUUACACUCGCUUCUUUAACAUCAUCAACUCACCCAGUGUGUCUUACCUCAUGGCGUGCAUCGCUGAAGUCUACUUCAGUUAUGUCCGGCAGACGGCCAUCCGUGCGAUCUGGAAAGGUUACUGUAAAACACCCUUGUCGCAACAACACAAAAAUCAAGAGUGGACCGUUGAGGAUUUAACGAGGGUAUUGCAUUUCGAUGAUGAUGAAGAAACGAUCAAGUUUUGUGAGGAACAGGAUCUGCAAGUCGCAGAGAACGCCAAUGGGGAACUAUACCUCGACUGGGGUACUCGCCCAGUUGAUUCUGUUGGAUUCUCGCCAUCUUCGGAGCAUGCCUAUUCGGAACUCACAGUAGAAUCAAAACGGGGUGGAAGAAGCCUGGUUGCUGUUAUUCUAGGAAUGAAUAUCCCAGAGGCAGCAAGAAUGGGUAUGCUUGACCAGUCCAAGCUUCAGGAACGUGCGAAACCUUCACCUCCACAUGAAAUGGACAACUCUACUCCCUUCCUUAGUGAAGAUGGGAGCACGACCCCUGCUCCUAUGCCAGAUCCGAACUUUUCUACACUGGAGAGUGAUUUCUUGACGGAGUCCUCUGCCCGCAGCACCCCCAAUCCCUUCCAAAAUUUUCUGCCUGAUGCAAAUCAACCGUCAGCUACUCAAAUAGCUGUACCUCCCCCGCAGCCUUCGAACCCUUUCCAGGCUUCAAAGCUAAAUCCGUUCGCGUCCCCAUUCCCUAGCGGCAAUGCGAUGAACACCGCGCCUGCGACUUCGUCUUCUUUCAAUCCGUUUGGUGCUGCGUCGAAUCCGGUCACGCCAGCUCCUGCUCCGUCGAAUGCUCCGGUUCAAUCGCCGUCUCCUUUCUCGUUCAGCAAACCGAUAGAGGAGGAAAAGCCUAUUUCAGCGUCUCCAUUCUCAUUCAGCAAGCCGACAGAGGGAGAGAAACCUGUCCCAUCGUCCUCUCCUUUCUCAUUCGGCAAACCAGCGGAAGAGAAUUCUGUUUUGGGAUCAAAACCUACUCAGUCGCCUUCACCGUUUGCUAACAGUGGCCUCUCAAAUCCCACUUCUGAGCCGUCAAUUACCCCAAACCCAUUCGCUGCCUCUCUGUCCUCGUUUAAAGCUCCUCAGCCAUUAGACUCAACCCCCCAGGCUACUUUCCCCCCUCCACAAACCACCCAAUCCACUUCAUUGUUCUCUGCCUCCAAGUCUACCUUCCCCUCGACAGAGCUCGAUGGUGCCAGUGCUGCAGAACCUGCUUCCAAACCUGCGCCGGUGUUCGGAGCAGCAGCUCCAUUCAGUUCCGCGAACCCUACACAGCCCUCGCAAUCACCGUUCAAGCUUCCUUCAUCUUCAGAAUCACCUUUCAAUUCCACUUUGUCCGCGUCUGAGCCCCAACCUCAACAAAGUUCAUCGCCAGCGACCCCUGCGGUUGACGCGACUGAAAAGCCAAAGAGCCUCUUCGACAACACAAAUGGCUUCCACCAGCUAGAACAGUCCUUUACCCAGAAGCCCUUAUCAGAAAGUCCACUUUCUGGACAAAAGGAGAAUAGAGAGAACCUUCCAAAGGCGACCCCGCCUAUUCAGCCUAGUGAAAAGCCUCUGUCAGCCUCCAGUCUUUUUGGUCCGGCGCCGACAACUUCACAGCAUUCGAACCCAAUGUUCCCGACUCCGAAAUCCACCGAGCCAGCAGAAAAAGAAACGGAGUCCCCUGCAAGCAAGAAGUCCCUUUUCCCACAACCGACGAACUUCCAGUCGGCAUUUUCUCCCAAGCAAUCUACCAAUGACACCCCUGUUGAGGAUGAUAUUCAGCGCCAAAAGCCAGCUGCUCCCGCAGCAGCGACUGAAAGUAACUCUCCCCGGUUUGAUAAAUCCGUUGCCUCGUUGGGCUCCUCUCUUUCAUCUGGAGAGUCGCCCAAUCCAUCCAUCAAGCGCAAAUUUGAAGAUGGACCUCCCGUUCUUGCAACAAGCGAGGAAGAACAGAGUGCUUGGAAUGGCAUUCUCCAGCGACUUGCUGAGAAACAAGCCCGUAAGAAGGCGCGUAAACUGGAAGAGGAGCAGAGGCUUGAAAGGGAACUUGAACAAGAAGAAAAACGAAAGCAAGAAGAAAACCGAAAGCAAGAAGAGAACCGCAAGAGAGCACUGGAGGAACAAGCUGCAGGGGAAUUGCCGGGUGGACGAGAAUCCAAAGCUCUCAAGGUAUCCGACCUGGCAGGUGACCCGGCUCCCAGCAACGGAUACUCUCUUUUCCAAGCAUCUACCAGAGAUUUGCCCACUCUCCCUUGUCUGCGGUCUGGCGAUGAAUUGACCAAACGCGCGGGACCGACCGUCGCCGAAAUCGAGGCAGCAGGAAAAGCCCGUCGACAGCGCGAGAUCGAUCAGGAUGAGCUGCUUUUGUCCGCCGCCCGAAUUGCAGCCGAGCAAUUGAAGAACGGACCCAAGAUCUUUGACUCUUACGGGCCUUCUUCUUUUAACAACACCUCCGAGCACCGCAACUCGUACAAUCCCCACAGAAGUUUCUCGGCUUCAACGUCAUAUUCCCAAAGUAUGUCGCCACCUCCCCCGCCUGUCUAUCCGAAUCACGGGUAUCAGGUCGCUUAUGCCCCAGAUACUCCGCUGGGCCUCGGUCGGACCUUGUCACGGUCAGAACAGAGAAUCCGUCGGACUGGAGCCCAUGGGCUGGCAUACCUCCCUCUAGACCUGGAUUUCAGCCGCACCCGUGUUCAUAGGAAGACUGCGGACGAGAAAGAUAAAUUCUCUCGAAGCGGUUAA